UUAAUAUUUGGUCAAAUUGCAUACAUACCUGUGGUGAUAAAUAUGUGAUGAUUAUAAAGGUAACUUAAUGUGAAUAAUAAAUCAAUCCAAAGAUAGAUUUAUUAUUUGACAUAACUUAUCAUCAAUGUUUGAUCACUACAACAAGAGUACCACUUACAGUUAAUAUUACUGUCCAAAGACUUGAUAUUAAUGUUGUGCUAGGUAUCUUGAAAUGUCAUAAUUGCUUUUAAAUUUAAAGAUUAUGUGUUUAAUUGCUUAUUUUAUGUGAGCAUGAUGGUUUAUUUGAUUCAUUUUAUUUUGUUCUGGAUUCAGCUUUUAUAUCAACCACUUCUAUAUCUGCCAACAUCAAUAAUGUCCCUAUGUUAAAUGGGACUAAUUUUAAGGACUGGAAAGAGAAUAUGAUGAUUCUCUUAGGCUGCAUGGAUAUAGACUUAGCCUUGAGAAUGCCCAAACCCGAUGAACUCAAUGAGCAAAGUACUCAAGAGGAUGAGGUUUAUUGGGGUAAGUGGGAACGUUCAAAUAGGCUAAGUCUUAUGAUCAUGAAACGCGGCAUUCCAGAAGCUUUCAGGGGUGCGGUAACCGAUGAGGUUACUAAUGCCAGUGACUUCCUUGCGGAAAUUCAGAAGCAUUUUGCCAAAAACGAUAAGGCUAAAACGAGCACGCUUUUAGCAAGCUUGAUUUCAAUGAAGUAUAAAGGCAAGGGUAAUGUUCGGGAGUACAUCAUGGAGAUGUCUCAUCUUGCUUCAAAACUUAAGGCUUUGAAACUCGAGUUAUCUGAUGAUUUACUCGUGCAUUUGGUUCUCAUCUCUCUUCCUGCACAAUUUAAUCAAUUCAAGGUCAGUUAUAACUGUCAAAAGGAUAAAUGGACUCUUAAUGAGCUCAUUUCAUUCUGUGUGCAAGAGGAAGAGAGAUUGAAGCAAGACAAGACCGAAAGUGCUCAUCUGGCUAGCACUUCGAAGGAUAAGGGCAAACGAAAGAAUAAGGAUAAUAAGGUUGCUGCUUCUAAUGGUCUAGAACAAAAGAAACAGAAAGUUGAGGUAACAUGUUUCUUCUGUAAUAAGCCUGGACAUACUAAGAAGGAAUGUACCAAGUAUGCUGCUUGGCGUGUUAAGAAAGGGUUGCCUGAGUUACCGAAAACCAAGUGAUGCUGAAAGAUGCAUCUAUGUCGGAGACGGUCAGUCGGUAGAAGUAGAGGCAAUAGGGCACUUUAGAUUAUUAUUGAAAUCUGGUUAUUUUUUGGAUUUAAUAGA
Molecule: messenger RNA, 1250 nt
Organism: Vitis vinifera (wine grape)
Lineage: Eukaryota; Viridiplantae; Streptophyta; Magnoliopsida; Vitales; Vitaceae
Exons: 2
Coding region: 360-1145 (261 amino acids)
Molecular function (GO): nucleic acid binding; zinc ion binding
Source: RefSeq, a predicted model, not a curated record